Malus domestica (apple) is the source of this 492-nucleotide messenger RNA. Its product is annotated as probable WRKY transcription factor 7. The record is from RefSeq and is a predicted model, not a curated record. Lineage: Eukaryota; Viridiplantae; Streptophyta; Magnoliopsida; Rosales; Rosaceae.
AUGAAGGUCCUGGUGCUGGAAGAAGUUGCUGCUGUCGCUGAGCUCUUGGACGUCGGCUUCCCUAUGUUGGAGAGGAUGAUCCAAUAUGUUGCUGUGUCAUGCAGAGGAAAAGAUGACGAGAUGGCGCUGUAUCAUGCGAUGCCGAUCCAGCAGAUCCCGCCUUCUCAUCACCAUCACCACAGUAUGGUGCUCGAGAGCACUAUGGACUCCUCUAACACUAUAAAUUUCUCGUAUUCGGCUGCGACGUCGUUUAUGUCGUCGUUGACCGGCGACUCCGAUAGCAAGCAACCAAUGUCGUCUUCGGCUUUUCAAAUUACCAAUUUAUCCCAGGUUUCCUCAGCCGGAAAGCCGCUGCUUUCCUCCACCUCGCUGAAGCGGAAGUGCAGCUCCGAGAACUUGGGCUCUGGGAAGUACAGUGCUGGAUCGUCCGGCCGCUGCCAUUGCUCCAAGAAGAGAAAGCUGAGACAGAAGAGGGUUGAGUUCCAGCUAUAA